Closterium sp. NIES-67 is the source of this 1944-nucleotide messenger RNA. The record is from the annotation of a GenBank genome assembly. NCBI's taxonomy places the organism in Eukaryota, Viridiplantae, Streptophyta, Zygnematophyceae, Desmidiales, Closteriaceae.
AUGCCCUCUGUCCCACGUUCUGUCCAAACAGAAACUCGUAAUUUCACGAGGAUCAGGCGAUUCGGGAAUUGCUGAAAUUUGUGAAAUGUUGCUAAGGUAGACACAGAAACCAAGAUUUGAGCACCACAAGUAGUCUUCUCGUGAUCAGGAAUUCCUUAUUGUGUACACAAGGCUUACAGCCUUCGUCCCAUUAUCUAGAGCAACGGAAAACCUUCUCUGCCGUAUUUUUUUCCCUUGUAGCGUCUCGAAUCUCCUUGAAACACGACCUGAUAAAGUCAGGCUCACGCCUUAGCCCUUGAUAAGAGAGUGAAAUGAUCUCCAGAAUGAGUGGAGUUUCCAGGAGCGGUGGAAUGUCCAAGGUCAGAGAUGUGCCCAGGAUUAGCGACGUCUCGAGUGGACAGAAGAGCAGACUCGCAGCUGCGCUGAAGGUGCUUCUAAUCGGAGAUAGUGGUACGUAAAAUCCUGAGGACUGAAAAGAUGCCCGGACUUGACUUGCUGAAACGCCAAUUAGACCUUCAAACCGUAUGGUUCGGAACCCCAUAACCACGUGUUUUGGUACCCCAACCCACGUGGUUCAGAGCCCCAAAACCACAUGGUUCGGAGCCCCAAAACCACAUGGUUCGGAGCCCCAAAACCACAUGGUUCGGAGCCCCAAAACCACAUGGUUCGGAACCCCCAAAACCACAUGGUUCGGAACCCCAAAACCACGUGGUUCGGAACCCCAAACCGCAUGUUUCGGAGCCCCAAAACCACAUGGUUCGGAGCCCCAAGACCACAUGGUUCGGAACCCAAAACCACGUGGUUCGGAACCACAAAUCAUGGUUAGUAGCCACAAAACCCUUGUCCAUGGCGUAAUGAUGAUGCUUUGAGCUCACACGUCCGCUCCAGCAUUCUCCCUUGCUGAAAGUUACACUUCUCAUCUGAAUCUAAGUCGUAACGAUGCUGAAUCGUCUCUCCGUUGUGCCACUCUCACCUUUUUCUCUCUUUUAUUCCCCAUUUGAAUGAAAAAAAAUCUCCCAAUAUCCAUUAUCUCCACGGACGGCCCAUGGCAGCGGUGGGAAGAGCAGUCUGCUGCUUCGCUUCUCAGAGAACGACUUCAGACACGAUCUCACAUCCACGAUCGGGGUUGACUUCCUGAUCCGCACGAUGGACAUUGAUGGGGAGAGAGUGAAGGUGUCCAUCUGGGACACCGCAGGGCAGGAGAGAUAUCGCACCAUCACUGAAGGUACUAAUACUAGAGUAUGAGGUCACCGCACUGUACCAAGCAUCACUGAAGCUGACCGCUCCGCACCAUAAAUGGGACACCGCAGGGCAGGAGAGAUAUCGCACCAUCACUGAAGGUACUCUACAUGCUCAGUCAAUUCCUUCCAUCACUAAAAGAGCUCUUACAUGCUCUACUUGGGCCUACUAACCGCAAUGCACACGGCAUCCUCCUCAUUUACGACAUUACAAGCAAGUCAUCUUUUGACAACGUGCGAGGGUGGAUCCGAAGCAUUGAGGAGCAUUCCACAAAAGGGGUGCGAGUCACUCUCGUUGGCAACAAGGCGGAUAUGGACGCCCAUCGGGUAAUUAGCAAGGAACAAGGGCAGCAAUUAGCAAGCGAGUUCAGAGUUCCCUUUUUUGAAACAUCAGCUAAAGCAGACAUCAACGUCGAUGACAUUUUCGUCUGCAUUGCUCGCGAGAGCAAACGUCUUUACGAUGAAACACACUCACUAAAUGCUGAGAAACCAACAUGUGUUAAUCUCCAAGGUGCAACCGUACCUGCCCAAGUCAUUUCCUCUCCUGUUGUGCUUAGGAUCGUAGGUAGGUGUGUAACAAAUUUAGCUAGGUGAUGUAUAGUAUUGAUUAGUUGCCAAUGCUAGUUAUGAUCGAGGCCAGAAUGUUUUCUAUCCUGAUAGCAUAAUUGUGUUGUAUUCAUUCUUACAAUCAAUAAAAGGACAAAAC